AUGUCUCUAAUGGCAGAAAACAAUUUAAAGAAUUUGAGACGUUUGGCGAAGAAAUACAACAUCCGUUUUCGCCUUCCUUUCGAACCAUUGCCCGACUGUCACGCUGACACAUUCAAGAACAUCAAAGAGUUAGGAUGUUAUCGAUUCGAUACAUAUGCUGAAAAUGCCAGCAUUAGAUCUGCUGAAGAGCCCUGGGUUCGGCAGACCAAAUCUCGGGCCGAAUGGCUGGCUCAUCGAGCUGCGAGGUUGUUCGAGCAAAAUCGCAAUGAAGCAGGCUGGCGUCUUGGACUAGAGAACGAUGUAUUGCGAAGGUUUGCUGUUGAAGUAGCAUGCCCAAGGUGUAGAGCUAGAAUUUGGAAAUCAGAAAUUCAGGCAACAAUACAAAACAACGGACAUUAUUCAAAGCGGCUUGAAGAACGUCAGAAUUCACGGAAGCCUUGCGAGUGCUCUUACGGAAAGCAUCUCUAUGACUUCUAUGAGACCGGAACGAACAAUCUGUUUGAGGAUCGGGCCGAAGAAUUCAUUCUUUAUGAAGGGAUCCUACGAUCAGAACUGAAGAAACAAGGCCCGGACCGUGUCUACGGGCUGAAGAAUACAAGCAAUCUUGACUCUCUGCUCUCCAGCCUAGCACCGCCGGAACUUGCAAACGAGCCUGGCGAUACUAUUGCUGACGUGGUAAAACACACUCCAUUCAGCUCGGAUGUUGAUCCUCUGCUUUUUCCUUUUUUAGUCCUUGAGGCAAAGUCCGAAUCUAGCAGCAGCGGAUUUGAUGCCAUACAAAUACAGUCUGCUUUUCCAAUUCGGGCCCUCCUGAAGUUGCAAGAGGAUUUACAAUCUAAUUCCCCUAUAUCCGAUCCCGCAAUGGCUCCGCUAGUCUGGUUCCUUGCAUGUCGGGGUGAUGCGUGGAGGGUCUAUGGGGCUUACCUAGCCCCUGGGCAAAACGAAAGCCCAACUUUCUAUGAAAUAUCCCUACUAUGGUCUGGCUCUUUGUUACAUAAAGAUCAGGCUCUGCAACUUGUGCUGAUUGUUGACUACAUUAUGGAUUGGGCCCGCGAUAUCUACCGCCUUGAUAUUGUGAGGCAUCUCAAAUCCAUUGUCACUGGAGAAAUCUCAGACCAAAUGAGCUUCCGAGAUAGCGAUAUCUUUUCUACAUGCGGAAGUGUCUUCAACUGGAUCCCACCUCCGCGAAGUAUCGCAGCCGAGGACAUUGCAGAAUCAAGUUUCACAGCGAACCGAGAUCAAUUCGAAUCGAGCUUGUCAACUCAUGAAGCAAUGCUAAAUACCCCGAUUCCGAAUACGGAGCUUGGAUCUCUUCGCUCUGCCUUUAUUUCGAAUUUUCGCUUUGUUUGUCUUUACAUCACAUCUGAUUUGGUCCCGAGUCUACUGGAAAUGGUCGGAGGCAAAUAUAAGACCAGAGCCAACAUUGAAUCGGUUGCUCGACGGCUGAUAAAUUUUAUCACACAGUUUGACGAGGUGUUGGUGAUGUCGGGGAGGGAUCUUGAGUUGCUUGAGAUGCUCUGGACUGGAGUCAGUCAUUCGAGCCCCGAGGCUUAUCCAGAGGAAUUCUUUGUUAUCAUGGAGACGAGUUGGUAUUUCAGUACUUCUUGGGAUAUCCAGCGAGAAAUUUCAUGCUUGGCGAUCUCCAGAACAGCUUUUGAUGUGUUGAAAAAGACUGCCAACUUUAGAGUCAAACAUAAAGGUAUCGACAAACUUGAACGGUCUGAACGGAUUUGUCACGAAAAGGCAAUACGAGAUUUGGUUGACUGUCUGACAUCCGCAUCUUCAUGGCAGGUUCUGCUUGCUGCUAUUUCUUGCACUCUUGUCACAAUCUAUCCAUUCCCGUUGCGGAAAAGACAUGAUUUCACGCCUGCACUGGAGGCUCUCGGGUUUGGAUACAUUCGAGAGGCAAGAGUGCAGCCCUUUAUUCAAAGAAUUUUAUCUCGAAAGAUGUGGGCUCCGAAGAAGCAUGUAACUGUCACACGUCGAGAAAUGAAGGCUGCUCUGCAGAGCGGGAUGACAGCUGAGGAGGUUUUCGCCUCGAAACGGGAUAGACGUCCCAGACAUACAGACAUGUCGUUCAAGCGUAUAUCAGAAUACAUAUAUGACUACGCUCGCGAGAAGGGUACCGGGACACAGAAAGACGACAGCGGCAUAUGCGCAUUCUGUGGCUUCGGACCUCACUCUACCAAGAACUAUGCAUAUCUGAAUAAUUCCCCGCCUGCCACCUAA
Molecule: messenger RNA, 2229 nt
Organism: Penicillium hordei
Lineage: Eukaryota; Fungi; Ascomycota; Eurotiomycetes; Eurotiales; Aspergillaceae
Exons: 5
Coding region: 1-2229 (742 amino acids)
Source: RefSeq, a predicted model, not a curated record